AUGAGCAUCACUAGUGAAGAAUUGAACUAUCUCAUCUGGAGAUAUCUUCAAGAAUCGGGGAAGGAAGUUUCUGCACUAGCUUUACAAGAAGAAUCAAGAGUACUAGAGUUUGAAGAGAAAUUUGGCGAGCAUAUUCCUGUAGGAACACUGGUGAACUUCAUUCAAAAGGGUAUCCUAUAUACUGAAUCGGAGCUUAUGGUUCGAUAUGACGGAGAAGUUACUCCCGUUGAUAAGGAACACUGUUUAAAAGACUUCACGUUGGUGCAAGCCCUGGAAGUAGACAGAGAGAGGUAUCCAGAAAUAGCACCGGAAGGUAGAUUCGCCUUAGAGAGUGAAGUUAAACCAGAAGACAAAGAUGACAAAAGAACAGAGCCCGCGCCAUCAGCUACAGGAGAAAACUCAAAUUUUAUCAAGACUCUACAAGAAAAACUCAAAUUCCCGAUGAGCUCGAAUUCCCAGUGGAAUCCACAGGAAAACUCUUUGAUCGCUCUUGGCGGCCAGGAUUCUGCUGUGAAAAUUGCAAAAUUGGCUAUGGAUUCUCAAGAUUGGAAAAUUUUGGAAUUGUUUUCGUGUCAACAUCCUCCAGCUCUAAGUGCCACUGCAGACACUACUACAAAUUCAGUUACCUGUCUGCAAUGGUCCCCAUCAGGGCAAAGCUUGCUUUCAGGCGUCGAGAAUGGCGAGCUCAGGUUAUGGUCUAAAGAUGGCAAACUUCAGAAUAUCCUCAAUCUUCAUAGGUCCCCAAUUAUUACUUUGAAAUGGAACCAAGACGGCACGCAUAUUCUAUCUGGUGACCUUGACAACGUCGUGAUAGUCUGGAAUGCUGGCACAGGAACGCCGCUACAGCACUUUGAAAUAAAAGAACCAGACAGUGUAGAAACCUUGGGUGUGGUGGUAGAGUGGAUUGGCCUAGACAAGUUCGUGAUUCCUGGCCCACAGGGUGCUAUCCUCGUAUGCGAAAUGGGCAAGAACAGACCGCUAGGGAAAUUGAUCGGCCAUACAAAGACUCUGACUGAAUUUGAAUAUAACGCUAGUAAUAAUAUGCUUUUAAGCGCUUCGGAUGACUUGACCGUAAGAGUAUGGCGCAGUGGCAGUAUAAACUCGUUGAAUUGCUUCUACGGCCAUUCACAGAGUAUUACAAGUGCUUUUUGGAUCAAUGACGACAAUAUAAUAACCUCGUCAAUCGACGGCUCUGUGCGUGUUUAUUCACACAGUCUUCACACCCUCAUGGCACUUUCGAUGGUAGACGGCGUUCCCAUCUUUUGCGGCUCUAUAUCACCUGACAAGAAGAAAUUUGCAAUUGGUAAGCAGGAUGGAGGCGUGACUAUCUACGAUAUUGAGAAGCUAAUCAAGGUUCUGGACGCUGUACGCUCUCUCCAAGAACCAAUUCCCAUACCGAUAAUGGGAGACUAUCAGUAUGACGGGGAUCACAAUUCUGUCGCUGCGAUAUCUUGGUGUUAUGAUAGUAACCAGUUAUCUAUAUCAUACUCUUUAGAUGAUACAACUGCAAUUUCUUUGGGAUAA
Messenger RNA from Lachancea fermentati, 1524 nucleotides. NCBI's taxonomy places the organism in Eukaryota, Fungi, Ascomycota, Saccharomycetes, Saccharomycetales, Saccharomycetaceae. The record is from the annotation of a GenBank genome assembly.